GCGGGUUAUCGUCAGAGCCGGGUCCGUCUGUCCGUCUUUCAUUCAUCACCGGAACUGUGCAGCUCGCGCAUCAGCCCCGUGAUACCGUCUCCCAUCCCGUCUCCUCCGACGCCUGCGACGCCAAGGAUACCGCCACCGCCGGCCCAUCACCCCGCGGCGGGGCUACGUUGGAAAAAUGACAUGGAUCCUGCAAUCGCUCAACAGAGCGGUAUGCUUAAGUGUUUGCGUCAGCAUGGAGCCUACUGGCGUGAAGCGCUGGAGCCAAGGAUCUACCCGGGAGACAUGAAUGAUUUUGGUGUCCAUGUUCUCGUCACUUGACCGACAGGAUAAUCUUCUGAAGACAUGUUGUUUCAAGAUGAAGAUUGAUACCAGCCUGACUAUGCCCCAGCUUCCAGAGGCCCUGUCCCAGGCAGGCCUUAAUUUCACUGUGGCCACUGAGGAGGACUUCGACGAUAUCAUGGCUAUGAGCCAGGACAUCUAUGGAGGCCUUGACUACCUGCCCACUAGAUACACCAGCUGGCUGCAGGAGGCCAACCGCACAGUCAUACUGGCCCGUAAACAGGGGAAAGUGAUUGCUCUGGAGUCAGUGUGUGUGAUUGAUGAUGGAGAGACCAUGCUGGUGGAAGGGCUCCGCGUUGCCCCUCAGGAAAGGGGCAAGGGCGUGGCAGGAGUUCUGCUGCGCUUUUGCUCCGAGCUGGUCAAAUCCAAGUUCCCAGAGGUCAAAGUAACCCGCUUGACCCGUGAUGAUCGGCUGGGGCCCAAGGAUUUCCAGAAGUACCGCAUCAUAACCAAGCAGGGUAUUCUGCUGGUGCGCUUUAGAGCUGAGGACCUCAAGAGCCGCCUGUCCGAACUCGGCCUGGGUGGAGACAUCCAAUCCCCUUUGUCCACCUCCUCCUCCAACCAUCUUCCAGUGCGUCUUGACCAAACAGCCAUACACCAGCUGUAUCUGACCACUGACCUGAUGCAAGGGGUUCUUCCUAAUGCCACCAUCAUCCAAGACUGGCAGCCGUUCAAGCCUUUGCCCAGCAACAUGGCCAUCCUAAUGAAGAAGGACAUCGACUGGAUGGUGGAUGACCUGUCCAACCCUGCCGUGGCCAGCCUGUGUACCUUCCCUUUUAGGGUGCCCAUUGGAGAUGACUGGUAUUACCUGAACAUUGACAUGUUCGGGAAAGACCUGGACCUGGCUCGGCAGCAGUUCCUGUGCCACCUGCAGCGCCACACCGCCACCCUGAAGGGGCACGUGAUGUGCCAGAUGUUCCUGGAUCCACCACUCUGGAAGCCCAUGGCCGAAUUCUGCCACACCACUUUGAGCGUGGAGCUGGUGAAGGAGUACACCGAGCAGUGCGUGGUGGAGUCAGAUGUCAUCUAGUUAAAGAAGGUGGAGGGGAAAAGUGUAGAAGAUAAAGGAGCCGGAAUGAAGACGAGGGUUCAGACAAGAAGGAAUGAACACAACUCAAUAACCCCAUAACAAAAAAACAAAACACAACCCUCUAUAUUGAGGAGAAAGAAACCAAGCAAACAAAAUGUAGUUUCUAUUAAGCAAAACAACUUUUAGGAAUGCAGUAAGUUAGCUUCAACAGUAAACAAAUACAUACAGGGCAUGGACAUCGAAUCAUCAACACAUCAUGUAAUCAGCGAGUAUAGUUCUGUCACAAAUAGUACGAUUCUAAUGUUCGACUGGUGUCACAGACGUGUUGAUACAUUAGUUAUUUUAAGUACCAUUUGUAAGGCUAUAGUUUUGAGGUCUAAUAAUAUUAAUAAUAUUAAUAUUUAAGAGAGGGGACUAAAUAAGAUGAAAACCUUGGAACAUAAUGGACCUGUGCAAAACAUUAACCAAACACAGAGCCCGUAAAUUAGCUUCCAAAAAGAGAGAACCAAUCUAGAAAGGAGUUCGAAGGACAGUCAGCACUGUUAAUUGUAAUUGCAAUUCGAUGAUGGGAAUUUUCGUAAGUUGAACUCCGUGUGACAUCCACAGUGAGCGAUCCAUGUGUCCUGCUAUUCCAUUAAUUUGAAAAUGGAUUUUGGUCCAAAGCAGCCACAGUACAAACUAUAGCCUCAAGAGUGACCAUUGGGUUUCCGUAAACACCUUAUUAGCUUAGCUCGAAUUUAAGUUUGAACAGAACGAUUACAAGUGUUUUUGAUUAUGUCCACCCUCUGUAUGUCCCACGACAUGGAUGGGUGUCAUACGAGUGAUGAACUUGAGGAAGCUUUUCUCACACCGGUAGCAGCGAUGUAACCUAAAACCUGAAAAAAAAAAAAAAAAACAGUCAACAUACAAACGUUACUCUUUGGAGAAAAAGAUUUAAGUAGCCUUAGAGCUCAAACCUUUCAUCUCUGUUCUUUCUGUAAAUAUGAACCUUCUAAAUAUGUACACAAGCUGAGUUGGGUUACUAAAUCUGCACAACUCUGAAGGCACUUUAUUAAAACUACACGGACAGGUUAUGUCUACGUUAGAAUGAAAAGGAGUAGUUCAGGAUCAAAUGGGGGUACUGUACAGAUCCCACCACUGCAAUGUUGAUGGUCUAUUAACUAGUAUUACCUUCAACGACAAAUCUGCUGAAACAACAAACAAAGCCUGUUAGUGAAAUGAACAUGCUCAGCCAUGAAAUGGUUGGGAAUUUAUCCUUCGUCACGGUCAGACUUACGCCUUUUGCUUUUGUCCUUUUAUUGUUUGAUUCUUUGACUGUAUAUGUUACUAAUUUAAUAUUUUUCACUUAAAUGCUGCAAUACAAAUUUACUAGUAAUUAUUCAUUCGUGAGGUUGUAAGCGAAAUCUAGGCUUAGGCUACCUUCGUAGAUCGCUAGCAUAAUGCCAAACAAAAAUGCUAAUGCUUGAACACGUUCGUAAGACUACUGUGCGGUUUACUUCUGGCUUCAGAUAAUGUAGGGAGAAGGAGUAGAAUGAAAAAUAACUGUGAUAGAAUUCAAAGAAAUAUAUUGUUGAGACGUUUUUGUUUUUUUUUAACCAUCACUAAUAUUAGCUGACAAAAACCUUUUAAAAAGUAGUGUUCUCUGUCAUUAUAUUUAAACAAGCCUUCAGAGAAGGUUGAGUCAUGUUCGAGCAAGCUAACCCCUAGCCUACCGUCUAGAGAUGAACAGAAUACUGUGGAUUAGACCAUGGCAGAGGACGGAACAGAUUUAAGCAAGACUUGUUCCUUGUCCAUUAACAUCAGGACAAAACAUAGCUCCAGUCAGCGGUUUAUUUAGUAAGGUGUUGGCCCCUGACAUGAACUCCCAGAACAGCAUCAGUGGUCCUUUUUCGGAGACUUUCCAAGUGUUUGGAGCUCUAACAGAGGAAUGAACAGCAUUCUUCCAAAACAGAUUCGGGAAAGGAUUUUUUAAAACUACCAUAGCAACAGAAAUUUACAUGAUGUUACAUUUUAACUCUGCUGUGAAAGUAACGCUACAACUGAGGACUAUUUUAAACUCUGGCUAAAUAUAUUCGACAUGCUCCCCUAACUUUCAUAGUGCCAACAGUAGAUUCAGGUUUUUCUCACUUACCAUCUACGACAUGGCCCAAUCUUUAGUACACACUUGAAUGGUCCCCAGGACUAAUUGUAACUACUUUGAUGAUCUUAAGUCAACAUUUCAUUUCGUCUAAGGCUUCGUUUCUAUGACCACAUAGCCGACAUGCAAGCUAACGACAGUGGCAUCAGCCUUGGCUUAACUUUCUGUUUAAUGCUAGUUGGCAAAUCUUAGCAUGCUAACGUGCUACAACAGAUGACAAACAGGAUGAACACACCUGCAACUCAUCGGUUUUGUUAGCAUGCUGACAUUAGCAGUCGGCUUAAAGCAGUGCUGUGCAAAGGUGCAGCCUUACAAAGCUGCUAGCAUUGCGAUAGACGUGCUACUUCGGCCAUGAAGAAAAUAAUUAACUUGAUGGAGGAAAUAACACCCUACUUCAUGUUGUUACCUUCCUGUUGUCAUUAUUUUCUUAAAGUUUCAAUAUGCAAGAAUUUUAGUUUAAGAACAUUUUUUUUUAAAAAAACAUGAUGCGACAAAAUAACAUUUUUUUUUACGUCAAAGACAUCUAUGCUGGACAGCUAUCUGAGCUAACUAGCUAACAGUGGCUGCAGUUACUUUGGCGACAUGCCGCCCCCUGUUUGCCUGGAAUGUUAGUUUGACAGGUGGCCUGUUCUUACAUAUUCCACUCUUAAACAUGCAUUCAUCACCAGCUGCAUUAUCACCAACAUGAUGAUUUUGAUUUGAUCUGAUUUGAUAUGAGGCAUCAUAGCAGGCCCAAAAUGUUUUAAAGGUCGUCAAAGUGCCCCUUUUGCAUUAAAAUUGCAACAUAGGAGCCUCCGUAGUACAACACACACACUCUUUACACUCUCUUAAUCUCCCUUUAAAUGCCCGUAUAGAGGGAGUCACAGGAACCGUUUUUUCUGAGCCAACACAGGAAUAACUUUAUAGGAAAAACAUCUCAGUUUGUACAGAAGUAUUUUACCUCUCUGUUGCCUUGAUCAGCUCUUAUCAUGGCUUUGACCACCUUCUUCUUCUGGUAUGCAAUUUUUCUAGGUGUGAGGAUGACUGGGCCUAUUUUCUGAAGAAAGAUAAAUGAUGAGUCAAAUCUUAAGGAAAAAAAAGUUUUAUAAAAUGGUAAAUAAAUGUUGAAACAGACGGAUGCUUUUUAAAAAAACUAUUAGUGUUUUAGGAUGGACCCAUUAGCGUGGCCAUAAUCCUCAACAUAUUGCAGGGAGCGUAACAAAAUAGGACAGGACAACUUAUCUUUUUACCCUAUGUUUGUAACCAAAGAGAGUCACCACUGAUCUAAACCGAUGCCCUACUAUUUGCUGCCAGGACUGAAGUGAAGAUACUGAAGGUUGGAAGGCCAUGGGAUUCUUUUUUUUUUUUUUCCUUCUUUUUUUUAAGAUUUAUAUCCACGUGAUCACAGAAUAUUUUUGUGAUCCAUUUAGAAAAAUUGUUAUCGUCACACAGAAUUACUACUUCGUGGUCUUGGCACAAAAUGACCAAAACUGUCUUCUCAUGAUUCAUGACUCCGACAUGAUAAUCUGGCAUAGUCAACCAGCAUAAGGCAGAACUAUUAAUAGCAUCAUUCGUAAUUACCCCACUCGAUGUGGCGUUUAACAUACAAUGAGCAACGGAGGCCUUACUGACUCCUGUGCAUUUUUAUAGUAUUCCUGUUACUGGCCAUGCCGCCGUUUGACUGAGCACAAAUUUCUUGGGCUUCAUCAUAUCAUUACAAAUAAAGGAGGUCUGAUAUAGAUUUGAGUGGCCACAUUUCCAGACAGUAAAAUAAUAAAAUACAUUUCAUUUAACAUUUGCAACUUUUAUAUUCCCUAUUCACUCAGCAAAUAUAUAAGCACAACACUUAAUUUUUGAAAAGAACAAAAGACUUUGGGCACACAAACGGCUUAUUAAUUUCAAAUUUUGAGGACAAAUUGUUCAAAUCCAUGUCAGUGAGAUUGGGUCAGUGGAUGGACCAUCUUGAAAAAUGGAAAAAUGAGAAAACAACCACAGAUUUUAAGAAAUGUGCUCCCAGCACUUGAAAGUAAUAAGCCUUUUGUGUGUGCUGACAAAAUUUUACACAACACCAAUCUGCCUGAUGAUCCUGGGUUCCUUUUCACCCUCACCCCAAGACCACAAGAUACUUGGUUUAGGGUCAGGGUUGGCAGCUAAUCCCUCCCAGCUCACAGUUUCCAGUUGACUCUGUGAUAUCUCAAAAAACGCAUUGAGAGGGAAUUUCUUCAAAUUUGGCACAAAUGUCCAUUUGGGCUCGAGGAUAAGCUGAUUAGAAUUUGGCGGUUAAAGCUCAGACUUUUUUGGCCAUUGCUCAACAAUCGAUUUGGUAAUUUAUAUCACAGACUUCCUCACAGACGUCUAACAGGACAACAUGAUGAAAUGAGUAAUUGGUCAGUGGUCAGAAUUCACUGUGACAUCAUCAUGUUCUGCAAAAAAACAAAAAAAAAAUGUAUUCAACACAAUAGCUCAGGAACAGUAAUGUGACUGCUGUGUGGGGGAAUACAACUGCAAAGGGUGGUAAUUCCAUUAUGGCCAUGAAUUUUGCAGAUUUUUGUCUUAUAAGAAUUCAGUUGGGUAGAUUUUGUGCUCACGACAAAACAAAGCUUGUUAAUACUGAAACCACAAGUUAUUUUUUUUUCUUAAUGAUUUUUAAAAAUAAACAACUAAAUCAUCUUAACCCAUGCGCCGCACACCCUUCUGUAUUAAAAUGAAGAUGUUAAAAGCCAGUGAAGAAAUGUACAUAUGCAGCCUCUCCCCCCCAGACAAACACACACACACACACACACACACACACACACACACACACACACACACACACACACACACACACACACACACACACACA
This is a messenger RNA of Acanthopagrus latus (yellowfin seabream), 6327 nucleotides long. RefSeq names its product N-acetyltransferase 16 (gene nat16). The transcript has 6 exons. The record is from RefSeq and is a predicted model, not a curated record. Bases 287 to 1369 code for a protein of 360 amino acids. Gene Ontology annotation, molecular function: acyltransferase activity, transferring groups other than amino-acyl groups. Lineage: Eukaryota; Metazoa; Chordata; Actinopteri; Spariformes; Sparidae.